Molecule: messenger RNA, 450 nt
Organism: Talaromyces rugulosus
Lineage: Eukaryota; Fungi; Ascomycota; Eurotiomycetes; Eurotiales; Trichocomaceae
Exons: 1
Coding region: 1-450 (149 amino acids)
Biological process (GO): quinate catabolic process
Molecular function (GO): 3-dehydroquinate dehydratase activity
Source: RefSeq, a predicted model, not a curated record
AUGCCAUCCAUCCUUCUCAUCAACGGACCCAACCUCAACCUCCUCGGGACUAGAGAACCACACAUCUAUGGAACGACAACCCUCCAAGACGUCGAAAACACAUGCCGCAAAAUCAGCGCGCAGCACAAUGUGACAACAGAGACAUUCCAAUCCAACCACGAGGGUGAGAUUGUCGAUCGGAUACAGCAAGCCCGUGGCAACAAGAUCGAUUUCAUCAUUAUCAACCCGGCAGCCUAUACGCACACAAGCGUUGCGAUUCGAGAUGCUCUCGCGGCUGUCUCUAUUCCCUUUAUUGAGGUGCAUAUUGCCAAUGUGUAUGCUCGGGAGAGUUUUCGGCAUCAUAGUUAUCUAUCCGACAAGGCGGCUGGUUGUGUUAUUGGAUUAGGCACGUUUGGAUAUGAGGCUGCGGUACAGUCUGCUAUUCUACAAUUGAAACGUGGGAGCAAUUGA